This is a messenger RNA of Xyrichtys novacula (pearly razorfish), 12550 nucleotides long. The record is from the annotation of a GenBank genome assembly. Lineage: Eukaryota; Metazoa; Chordata; Actinopteri; Labriformes; Labridae.
AUCAAAACAAAAUAACACAGGAACAAGCAAGACCUUAAAGACAACCUCACAGGAUCCACAAACCACAAAUGCUGCACAAACUGAACAGUGAAGUGAUCAAGAUACAAAGUGGCAUCUUGAUAACGGUAAAUGACGCAUGACAACAAGAAAGGUCAAAGUUUAUAGGGAGGCACAUCUACAAAAUCAGUUCUUGCAGAGGGAAAGAAGUUUAAGAGGCUCAACAGUCUUUUACUCCAGGGGUGGAAAAAAGUAAGAAUGAAACAGCCUCCAAAAAAAUAAUAACCACGUCAUUACUAUUGAACACAAAACGGGAACAAUGAACCUGAAUCUGUGACAUUGCAAAGUUGAUCCAAAAUGAAAUGUUCUUUUUUAAUGGGAGAAAGGUUUUUGACCUGUUGCUCUUUUACCGUCCUUGUCAGGAUAAUGAUUGACUAAUGAUUGAGCUGUUCUGUUUGUUCCCCAACAGGCCAAAAGGAGCCCAAUAAUAUACCAGGAGGAACCUCUGCAGGGAAGUCGACUAUGAGCUGUUAGCAAAAGGGGCCUUAACAUGGACCUGUACAGAACAGCUUUCCUUCUGGGGGCCCUGAUCGGCACUGGUAAGAAAUAACAACGUCUUUAAGCUAUGAUUUAAAGUUGUUGUUUUUACACUAAUGCUUGAGAAUAUAAGAAAGUACAACAGCGUAUAAUUAAUCCUAUUUUUAAUUAUUUAAUGAACAUACAAGAAGGAAAUUAUGAGUAAAUUACAGAGACUUGCAGUCAAUUUGGAGGACUUGAUACAGCUUCCAAAAACAAUUCAACAAUUUAACUGUGCCUACCUGUGUGAGUAUAUUAACUGCAGACCAGUUAAACUAAAAGUUGGUCAUCUCUUUUUGAAGUUACAACAAAACUUUGAGGCCUCUGUAACUUUAAACAUGGGGUUAAGGUAAAACUUCUACUAAGAGAACAAUUCUACUGAUCUGAGGACCAAGAACAAAAGCACUUCAGCUCAUCAGCAGACUUUGAGUCAGUGUACAUAAUUACAGAUCUAAAAUCCAGCAAUGAGAGUCAUAAAAUGAACAAAGAGUCAGUUUAGGAAAGCAAGAAAAGGGCUCAUGUGUUCAUGCACAGCAGCAACAUUUCUCUAACUCUUUGAGCGAGUCCAUUACAGAUAGAAAUAAACGCAUGUACAGCUCUCGAACUCUCUGAUCAAUAAGACAGUUUAAUCUGGGAUAAAAGCCUCAGAUGGUACUGUACUGUAUUUGCUGCCUCUUCUGUGGUUUGCAGGGUCAUCAGUUCACAUGUUAAUCUUUGUGCCAUCAAUUCAAAGUCCAAGACCCUCAGACUGAUGCAUUCAGAGGACAGACAUCUAUGAUAGCAGCUCUCUCAGAAACUUUAUCUACAUUUCAAUUGCUUUAGUAAAUGAAUCUUUUGAAUGAUGAUGAAACUGCAUUGUGGGGGGAGGUUAAACGAUGAUUAAACCACAGAACAGGAAUAUACAAAAUGUAACUUAGACUGCUCUCUAAGAAUAUAUUUGACAGUGGAGAUGAUGAAUUCUGAUCUGGUCCUCAGUUUUUCCUGCAGGGCCCUCCUUUGCAGUUAAAACUGCUUUUAAGCACCCACUGACCCCCUGACUGCACACAUCCACUGUCCAAAAUGUUAAUAACAGAUGAAUCGGAAUUUGACAUUCUUCCUGGGAAUCAUGGACACGAUGUUCUCUACUGAACUGCUUUUUGUUACACAGUCCUGAAGCCAGCAUCCAUGAUGUCAUGGCAUAAGUGCUUAUAGCAUAGGUAGUCUGCAUAUCUAAAGUAGGUACCAGACACUUUUAGUGUAUGUGAUAUAUACAAGUUUUGAACCAACAUAUACUGCCGUCUAGUCAAUGCUUUUUCACAACGGUAAACAUGCCCCACAUACUUUAAUUACUUCUUAGUUUAUAUUUAUAUAGUAUAUGAACUUAACUUCUGUAUAUUUGUAUUUGUACACAUUUGAAUUUUUUCCUCUGACUGUUCACCAGCUGUUUAGCUAAUAAAGUAUUGUGUUUUACCUUUUAAAAACUGUUACCACCAGUGUUUAAAAUACUUGUUCAUUUUUAUUACACUUCACAUGCCUAUAUAUUUGUUUUCUUUUUUACAAUUUGUAAUAUUUGAGAAAACGAUUUCAAUCCCUAUGUAACAGCUUUAUACAUGAAUUUAUGAACUUUGAAUGGGUUUAUCGCAUUUACUUUCCUUAUCCCUCGUUUGACCUUCUUGUUGAUUGAUUUAAAACCAUAAGACCAGAAUAAGUCUGGAGCUAUAAAUGUUAUUUUUUAAUGCGUUUACGAUAACUAAGAUUUCAUAAUUCAGACACUUACCUGUUCAUCUAUUCCUGAUUUCAGUAUGUGGGAUUGAGGUGGACGGAUACACCCGCACUGGUGGUGCGUGGAUCCUUGCCCUGCAUAAAAGACAAUACUCAGUAAACACUGCAGCUGACUGUGCCGCCAAAUGUGAAGUUGAGACGGCUUUUACAUGCAGGUAAGUCAUUUUGCAUUUGUUCUUGACGCAAUAUAAAUAUCAUACUCAAGGUUAAGCAUACUGUGCUAAGUAAUAAACUCUGUUUUCACAGAGCUUUCAUGUACAUUGAAAAGGACCAGGAGUGUUGGACAGCAGGAGCAAACUCCAAAGUAGAGACCAUCCUACGCAGAACCAGCGCAGUUUUGUAUGAAAAAAAUGGUCAGUCCUGUGUUCUUCUUCCAACAUGCAGGGGUGAAAGUAGUGCUGGGCGAUAGGACGAUAUAUAUCGUUGGCACGAUAGAAAAUGUCUAUCGUGCCAUUUUUAUUCUUAUCGUUUCGGGCGAUAGGUUGUAUUUAAUCCGUAGAGCUUGUGCCAUCAGAUGAUUCAUAGAAACAACAACAAUAAUUACACAUUCAGUAAGUGUAUUUGGUGUCGAACGGGAAAGAAAACAAUAUUUUCUUACAAAGAAAAGGAUGCGUUGACAUGUAGGCUUGCAUUUCUCUUUCGAUUUUGCGACAUGACGCCGCUUUACGUGCCCUCUUUAUGUCCAGCGUCUCCCGCCGUUGCGGGUUACCUGGGUUACACACGUGAGGGGAUCAUUGUAAGCAGUGCUUAAUUUGUGCCGGAGCAAGUCGGAGCGGGAUCCGGGACCUAUUUCAGCCGCUCCGGCACCUGUUUCAUCUGCUCCGGGACCUUCCCUGUGGAGGAUGACUUUUUUCGGGAAUUCCCGUGGGUCACGUGAUUCCCGCGGGAUGGGAGUCAUUUUUUUUAUUAAUCUCUUGAUCGGGACGGGACGGGGAAAAAAGCAACGGGAGUGGGCAGGAGCGGGAACAGCAUGAAAAGAUGAUCUUUUUCAGCCGUGUUUAACAACCAGAUGAACAGGUGCGUCCAUUUUUGUAGUCAUCUCUCAGUGAGAGUAAACACUCUUGACCGCGCUAGCAACACAAAAGAACUACAACAGCGGUUUGACUUCCUGUCAGCUGGGAGCGCGGCUGCGCAUUUCUACCCUUCAAGCCAGCAGCGAGGAAACGUAAUUUUGUGACAUUCUGUAGUUUUUCAAUCAUUUCUGGAGUCGUGGCGAAUCAAUCACCGUACCUGUCUGCCCCUGAUAGGCGAAUAAAGCGCUCGGAUUCAUGCUCGGGUCUUGCUACGUGCUUCAAGAGUAAAGUAAACAAUGAUGGAGGCAGAGAGCAGCUUUGGAGGAGAAACAUCUAGCAGUGUGAACAACCUCUUCAAAAGAGCCCUAAAGACCUACCUUUUUAAUAAAGCCUUUGGUUAGUUUUCCUCUAUGCUUUAUGCUUUUACUACCUUGCCUCUUACAUUGCAACUCUAUAUAUUUUAUUUUUUUUUAAUUCUUUUUUAUGCUAAUCUGUGACUGUCAUUCUAUUGCUUUUUUUUAUUGUUGCUGCUCUUUUUUUACUGUGUACUGUAGCACUUUGAGAUUUUUUGUAAAUGUAAAGUGCAUUACAAAUUAAAUUUAUUAUUAUUAUUAUUAUUAUUAUGGAGUGCUUCGGCUCACACUAUCAGCGUUUUCUGUAAGUGUUACAUAACUUUGGGUGAGCACAGACAUGAACGCACUUCAGCCACGUAUUUAUUUAUACAUUUUUCUAGUUUUAAGUGCUGGUCUUGUACUGGUACUGUACUAGUGCAGCUGUAUACACUUAAAUUUUUCAUAGAACUGAAAGCAUACCAUAGCUAUAUCGUGAUAUAUAUCGUUAUCGUGAUAUAAAAUGAUCCAUAUCGUGAUAUACAUUUUUUUCCAUAUCGCCCAGCACUGGGUGAAAGUAAGUUUGUACGUAGCGGUACGCCGUACCAGGGAGACAUAAACAGCAGUUUACAGCCGGUACGCAACAGUACACAAACUUUCACCCCUGCAAUAUAUGUAGGCUAGGCUGCUGCUUACCGUGUUGCCAAACAUCAGUCUGCAUUUUGCGGUGUAACCGUAAUAAUCUGACAGGACCAUGCUGCUUGUGAGUGAGUCGUAUUUGCUUCCGCAAACAGACAAAUUCCAGAAGUGGGAGCGCUCAGUGCACACUUUUGAUUGGACGCUGGUUGCCUAGGCACUGGGGCCCGCCCUACGCCUUUUGCGGAGGGAGGGAACUUUUAAAGAGCUGCUUCAAUCUUAAUGUAGAAAUAAAUCAAAAUGCAGAGAAAAUUUGAUUUUAUGUUCAAGAGAAAGAGGGAUGCAGCUGAUGAUGAUACUGUGGCAUCCGAGUCAGCACCUCAUUAUACCUGAGUGUGCUCCUCUUGUACAAAGCCUACGGCUACAGUACCUGCAAGAACCUUAUCCUACUUUCACCCCUGCUAACAUGAUAGUCCUUUUGCCCAUCUCACCAGUUUUCAGUCAUACUUGGACGUCUACAAUAGUGUAAAUACUGUUGUAGUUUAUGAGCAGCUGAAGUUGUUUUAGUGCUAUUUUCAGUGUGCACCUGUACAUUAUGGCUGGGACGAUAUGCUUUUCUCCCGAUUUGAUUCUUCUAAGAUUUUUUGGAUGCCGAUUCGAUUUAAAUUGCGAUUCUACGACAUUGUUAAUUUUUUCGAUUUUUAGUCUGCAUUUGUAACACCAAUGAAACAGUUGAAUGAUUAUGAUUGUCUACUGACUAUUCCAGGAACAAUAUUUCCCCAAAAAUUAAACAUCACAUAUAAGUCAGUUUUUAAGAUUUAUUCUUACAUUUGAACAAAAAAUCAAUUUUUGAACAAAUAAAUCAAUUUUUGAACAAAUAAAUCAAUUUUUGAACAAAUAAAUCAAUUUAAAAAUUGGGAUACUUAUGUGAAUCGAUUUUUUCUCCCACCCCUAGUGUACAUACAUAACUUAAAUUUAGUGGGUUAGUUAGCCAUACGUGAUGUUCACCAGGAAAUUACUGUCAUUGUUUUAUACUGCAAUAUCUUGUUUUCUGCCUUUUCCAGGAUACCUCCUGGAGUGUGUAAAUGGGGUUGGAACAGAUUACAGAGGAACAAAAUCCAAAACAAAAACUGGAAAGAUAUGCCAGAGAUGGGAAGCCAGUUUCCCACACAAGCCAAAGUGUGUAUUCGCUUAUCAUAAUGCUUUAAUAUGAAUAGUUUUACACUCUGUACACAUACGCAUAGACAUUUAUGAUGUGUUUUUUGGCAGUUUCACACCCGAGACCCACCCAAGAGCAGACUUGGAGUCUAACUUCUGUAGAAACCCUGAUGGAGAUGAAGGGGGACCCUGGUGCUACACCACAGACUCAAACACACGCUGGGAACACUGCAAUGUACAGAGCUGUGCAGGUAAAAAUGAAAAAGUCGAAUAAAUACAUUUAGAAGUUUUUCUUUAAUCCGUACAUUUUCGUGCAUCAGUUUUGUAGACAGCCCCCUCUCCCCAAAAGAGGAGCUGCAAUCUGUCAUCCUAGAACCAUUAUCUAGCCAAGCCAAGGCCAGAUUAUCUGAUGGAUCUAGACAUUGUCUUGCCACAAUUUCCUGUGGUGUGAGGUAUGCUAUAUGUAAUUUAUUUCCUCUGACCCACCUGGAAGACGAUCAAGGCUGUCCUGAUUCAAGGUGAUCAAAGCAUGUUCAAUAUUUACAACCAGUCAUCACGCUGAAGACAGGCAGACACAAACACAGGGUGGGGAGCAACCCCCAGUCAGGAUGCAAACUGACUUAGGAGGAAAGCACAGCAAAUGUAGCCAAGAAAAUAAGACAACCAACUUACUGAUACAAGACAAAAACAAGUCCCCCAAGAGGAGAGACACUGAACAGAAACUGUAAGCACAUGUGCUAUGCUUUUAUGGCGACAUAAGAGGAAUACCAAUACAAAAAGGUUGUGUGAUGUGUUGUUUCUGUCUUUUACAGAGGAUUGUAUACAGUGCAGCGGUGAGGACUACAGGGGGAAAGUCUCCACCACUGAAACUGGCUACACCUGCCAACGCUGGGACUCCCAGAAACCACACAACCAUGGCUACAACCCGAGCGCGUAAGACCCCAGAAGCCGCAAACAGGAUUUGCACGAUGAUAUUAAUCAAAAUGACCCUGGUAAUAAAUAAAUGAGAACACAACUUAGAAAUGCUUUUUUUGUUUUCUUUAGACUUCCAGAGAAAUAUCUUGAAGAGAACUACUGCAGAAACCCAGACGGUGACCCCAGACCCUGGUGCUUCACCACCAGCCCGUCCAAACGAUGGGACUUUUGCUCCAUACCCCGCUGUGGUCAGUACACAUCUGAGCAACGUACUCACCCUUUAUUCAGACCUCUAAAUUCAGUCACUGGAUCAUGUUUCCAAAGAGGGGAGUAUAAUGUUGGCUGAUUCUUGCUGCUGGACCAUCACAGUUGGGCUGAGGAAUGAAGAAAAUACAUCAGAAACUGCCUUUAUUAAACAGACUACGUUAAACUACUUCGUUUUUUUGGAGACUACCUAUUGGAAUAUAACCUUCUUUAUUUUCCACCCAAUGGUCUUAGGUAGAAUUAAAUUUAAUUACAAAUAAAAUUUAAACUAACAUGAGACAUCAAGUAAAAAAUGGAAAUGUACGUGCAAAAAUAAAGAAACAAAACACUUUGUUAACAUCAUAACUUGUUUCUUUUCCUCUGACUUCUUGGAUCCAUCUCUUUUUGCUUCUGUUCUCAGCAUCUGAGCCCCCUACCAUCAUCCCAGAGAUGACCUGUGCAACAGGUGAAGGUGGAGCUUACAGAGGCACGAUUGCUGUGACAGAGUCAGGGAAAACAUGCCAGAGCUGGUCCGCUCAGACGCCGCACAAACACAACCGCACACCAGACAACUACCCCUGCAAGUAAAGAUCGCACGACCACAAAAACAAACCUUUUUCCUUGAGUAGGAACCACUUUAUUAGACCUGUGCAAUACCAGACUUGUGAUUUAGUAUUUUGCAUAACAACAAAAAGUAAAGGAACUGCAGACGCAAAUUUGCAUCCCUGCAAAUUGCAUUCAAGUAACAAUCUCAAUUUGUCCUUAUUUACACAAAGAAAAUUUAUUGUUGUUUUCCGCAAAUGUUUAGAUUUACGACCUGCUGGUCUUUUUGUUUUUGUUUUUUUUCUUCAGGGGCCUAGACAACAACUACUGCAGAAACCCUGACAAUGAGAGGAUGCCCUGGUGUUACACAACAGACUCUGAGACCCGCUGGGAAUACUGCAGAGUGCCCAGCUGCGGCGCUGAACCAGGUGUGACACUGAUCACCUGAGAGAGAGACAUAUUUAGACUAUUAGCAAGCAUUAUGAUGGGUUAAAUAAUUACAACACUUGUACCCAUAUGACCGAUGAAUUUAAAAAAUAUUUGUCUUACUAGUGUAUACAAAAUGUAAAGAUUGCUGUCCUGCCUUUUAUUGAGUUCAAAUGUAAAAGAAUUAUUGGAAACUGUGAUAGAUGUUUGAAAGUGCAUCUAGGAUUUAGCCUACUUUUUUUUUUUUAUCUCUUAUUGCAGAUGACGCUGUUAUUCCCCCAGAGGAAGAAGACUGCUAUGAGGGGAAUGGCUCCAGUUAUCGUGGGAUAACUUCGGAAACCAUCAGUGGGAAGAAAUGUCAGGCCUGGAGCUCCAUGACUCCUCACAGACAUGCAAAAACUCCACAGGCCUUCCCUAACGCGUGAGCAUCAAAAUAUUUAUAUUUUAACUUGAUUUAGGAAAAUUUGAGGUAAUGUCAGAAUCAACACAAAAUGAAUAAAUGUUGUUGACAUACUAUUUUGAGGCCAGUUCUCCUAAAGUUUUUUGUUUUUUCUUCUCAACAGGGACCUCAGGAGGAAUCUGUGCAGGAACCCUGAUGGAGACAGGGCCCCCUGGUGUUACACUACAGACCCCAAAACCCGCUGGGAGUACUGCAACCUGGAGAAAUGUGGCACCAGUCCUUCACCCACCACAGCUCCCAAACCCCAGCCCCCCUCUGGCCCCACCCAAGGCCCAACACCAGAAGGUAAAAUCCUGAUGUGUUUCAGUAUGUGUUACUGUUACAUUAUAGGGUAUGUGUGAGGUUUUUUCCUCAUCCUUUGUCUUUGUUGCUGUGUUAGAUUGUAAGGUUGGAAAUGGGGCUACAUACCGGGGUCCAACUUCCAUCACCAUACUGGGAGUGACAUGCCAGGCCUGGAGUUCUCAGACUCCGCACCAACACAACAGCUUCACCCCACAGAGUCACCCUACCAAGGGUCUGGACGGCAAUGUAAGUGUUUAAGCAGAGAAACCUAUCUAAUAAGACUUAAUGUGUGUCAAAGGAUCAGUGCAAACACAGCAACAAACAAGUUACAGUCUCACAAAAUGUUUAAAACUACCAGCAAGAGUAAGUAAGACAAUACAAAUCUGCUUAUCGGUGUAACUCUCAACCUGUGUGUUUCUGUCAGAUGUGCAGAAACCCAGACGGUGACGUGAACGGACCCUGGUGCUACACAACUGACACGAACAAGAAAUGGGACUACUGUCAGAUCCCUGACUGUUGUACGUAAACUUAAUGAUAGACAGCCUGACUUUUAAUCUCCUUAAACAUUUUGAUGGGUGUGUCAAAAAUGUUUCUCAACCUUUAAUUAUUCUCUGUAAAUUCAGUCAAGUACAACAAACCUUUGAUUGUAUGUAAAAAAAAAAAAGGUGAAGCUGACACAUUUGGAGCUCCCCCUGCUGACUGGUUGCAGUAUUGACAAAGCUCACCUCCUCCACAUUGACAGAUGGGACAUGGGUCAAACUUUAGUUUUCCUCAAACAUGGUUUACGUCUCUAGAGUUAGUUCUCAUUAUGCUGAAUUGUAUCAGUGUGUUUAUUCAUAAUACUAGUAUCUCAGAAGUUUGCUUUGUACGGGUUAUUUGAUGCUCUGAAAAGCGGGUGUACCACUAUGACUUGAUUAUUUUUGAUGGGUAAUUCAAACUAUAUUUUGUCAAUAAUUAAGAAGUUUGAAACAUGUCUUUUUUGGAUUCAUGUGCUCUUCUUCUUUUCCAGCUGGUCUGAAGUGCGGCUCCCCAGUCACUAAACCAAAGCGUUGUUUUGGUCGUAUUGUCGGAGGCUGCGUGUCUAAAGCUCACUCAUGGCCCUGGCAAAUCAGCCUCCGCACCAAGUAUGUACAUCAACUACACAAUAUUUCAACAGAAUAAGAAGAGGCCUGAGAUAAAUGUAUAUAUAUUUUUUUAAAAGACAAGGGCAAACAAGAACUUAGCCACAGUUUGAGAUCCUCAUAAAUAUCCAGCUGUUAUUUUGUGGAAAAGUUAACAGUCAAUUUCUGCACAAAGUUCAUUUUUAUUCUGAAUUUGUCUAAAAUUUUACAUCCAGAUUGCAGCUAAGUAAUGGUAAGAUUCGUUGAGGGCACUAGAGUUAGUUUUAUUCCUGUAUAUUCAAGCCAUUACCUCCAGUGUUAAAAUAAGAAGCUAGUGUGGCGGUGUCAAAAACUGCAAUUCCUUAAGUGUCCACUCGGGGCUAUUGAGAGCCACAUACACACCCAUUCUAAACGGCUCAUUUUAACGGCUACAAUUAACAUGUCUUAAGCAUGGUGCAUGAACAAUUUUGGCGUGAAUAGCAAAUUUUCCUGUCCUGUCCACACACACUUUGAACUUUUAAUAACUCAUCAGUAUUUCAAAUUUGGCCUCCUCUACACUUCCUUAUCUCCAUUUAACACCAAAGAAAAAAAAACACAUUACUCCAGCUGAGUGUGUUUGUGUUGCCUAACUUUUAUACAUUUCUUGCCAUCCUGCUUAUAGUACAGGAGUUCAUUUCUGUGGAGGAACUCUGAUCCACCCUCAGUGGGUCCUGACUGCUGCACACUGCCUGGAGAGGUCAGAGAAACAACUGACAAAUAAAUAAAAACCAAAUCCUGUCCUGACAAAGGUUGAAUAACAAGCACGUAUGUCUACAAAUAUGUGUCCCUGUAGGUCCAGGCGUCCUUCUGCUUAUAAGGUCUAUCUAGGUGUCCACACAGAGAGAGCCAAUGAGCCAUCCAAACAAGAAAGGAACCUGGAGAGAAUAGAGAUGGGACCCAAUGGAGCUGACAUUGCUCUGCUAAAACUGCAGACGUGAGUACCACUCUGAUGAUUCCUCCACUGACUCAAGUGCUCAAGCACAAGAUGAUCCAGGAAUCUGUACCCACAGUUCACUAAACUGUGCCUACAAUUGGCAAACCAGCUGCAGCAAGAAUUUGUUGUCAUGGAUAAUAAAAUGUCCCUUCAAAUUUAUAAACAACAAUGAAACCCCUCGAAUAUUUCUUGGUUUACUCCAGGGGGCACUCAGGAGAGCAAAAUUUAAUAAAUCGAAUAAUUAUAUGAUUCCCUUGGCCAAUAACUGUUUGAUUAUUGACAAACAGUACUUAAAAAUUUUCACACCAGCUCUGAAAGUGAUAUUUUUCUGUAUAUGUGUUUCAGUCCUGCUCUUAUUAAUGACAAAGUCCUGCCGGCUUGUCUACCAGAGAAGGACUUCACUGUCCCCAGUGGAACAGAGUGUUACGUUACCGGAUGGGGUGAAACUCAAGGUACUGUAAAUGAUGGCAGCCUUUGUAGCCAGGGUAUUAGCUUGUGUUAGAGUCAGAAAAAGGGUAAAAAUUUGAUAAAUACAUCUCACAAUAAUUAAUAUUUUGCCACAUCAUAAGGAGUUGUUGCACAGGGACACAAGAAAGUUCAACAGAAAGUUGUGCAGGAAAGGUAAUCAAUACUUAGGGUACUUUGACCACAUAUGUAACAUAGCACGCUAGAUUUAAGAGGCUGUAUGUGCACAGUCUCCUCUUUAACAUGUUUUAAAUACCCUAAAAACAACCUUACUGUGAAAUUUCCAAAUAUCUCUGACCUGUAUGGUGAUAACUGUAUGGAGGUGUGUUGCAGGUACGGGAGGUGAUGGCAUCCUGAAAGAAGCUGGUUUCCCCGUGAUCGAGAACAAGAUCUGCAAUCGUCCAUCCUACCUGAACGGCAGAGUCAAAGACCACGAGAUGUGCGCUGGAAACAUUGAGGGAGGAAUAGACAGCUGCCAGGUAAACAAGGUCCAAAAACUAUGGAGACUGAAGGCUGUUUUAAAAAACCAUACUGUCAGGGCUGCUUAUGGCUGUUUGGAGAUAAUAGAGACCAAAAGACUGUGCAAUACAGACUGUGUAUCUCUCUCCGCCUAUUUUGAGACAUAAGGCUUUAUUACAGCCUCAGUGACCUAUUAAGUUAAUGAGUAAAGACAUUAAAAGAGCAACAAGUCCAGUAGUAGUUGCUGUCAUAGGAAAAAACAGACUGCAAUGACUACUGCAAGUCAGCAGGGGGAGCUCCAAAUCUUUUGGCUUCACCUUGGACGGCUGUUUUGACCCAUAAUUUAUGCAGAUGAUAGUAAAUACAAAAUUAAUGUUUUUCAGACAGUUACGGCAACUUAGUUUUCUACUAAGCUGAAACAGCCUCUGGUGUUCAUUUGAUCAAAAUUUGACAAUCCUUAAUCUAACAGGUAAUAAGGGAGGAUUUUACAAAGUAACUGAGAGGGGCUCUUUGAGUAGCAUGUAUCUAUGCGGCUGCAGUGUUGUAAAUUGCUGUACUGUAACUGAACCUAACCACGAGUUUUUUCUGCAGGGUGACAGCGGUGGUCCUCUCGUGUGUAACGCCCAGAACAAGUUUGUUGUGCAGGGGGUGACAUCUUGGGGUCUGGGAUGCGCCAACGCCAUGAAACCUGGUGUCUACGCUCGAGUCUCCAAAUUUGUAGAUUGGAUUCAGAGAACAAUUCAGGCCAAUUAACAACAUCAACCAUUCAUCUUUAUCUAUGAUGGCUAAGCAGGCACAGACAGUAAUGGCUCACUGUGCUAUUUAAAGAUACCUAAACAUUUGUAUCUGUUCGCAGCCUGGUGUAACCUGUAUUAAUGAGGUUUUUGUUCCCCCUGGUGUCGGUGUUGGAAUGUGAAAGAAGUUUUUCUCUGUGAGCUAAAAAAUAAAACUUGAUACCAAGGAAUGAGGGACGUGAUGCUUUAUGGAAAAUGUGUAAAAAAAAAAAAAAAAGCUUUCAUGUUUUUGCAGAGGAUAUCAUACAGUACUGCAUCCAAAUAUUAAAAUCUAAACACAUGCACAAAGUCACACAGUCACACAGUUGUUGUUUCUUUGUUGUUCGUCAGCUCUGAUUUCAAGAGUUUGGUCUUUUGUUGCUUCUCUGCAAGAUCCUGGUUUUUCCUGGAAAUUAAAACGGAAACAUUUAUUUUAAAAAA